AAAUAAAAGCGAAAUGUCUUUUCCCCUACAGCAAGAGAGGUCAGGAAUAGUGAAAUCGCCAUGCCCGCCGCCAUGAGAAAGACGAUGGAGUCCCCGGAACUGUACGGAGCCCAUGAUCGAGAAUCCGGAGAAACAGGAAGCGUCUCUCGCUACGAGCAAUGCAGGGAAGAGAGGAUCAAGGAGAAUCUCCAGCGAAUGCAAAGCCUAGGGAUUUUGGACCUCUCCCUCAAACUCAGAUCCGAAACCCGACCCGCCAAAAGGCCCUUCGGUAACUCUGAUUCGGGUCGAAAAUCGACCCGCGGUUGUCCUCCCGUUCAGCUUUCAGGACCCACCCGACGUUCUUCCAGAUUGCAGAAUGUGUCCCCAGUUUCGUACUCGGAGGCUGUUGAGGCCAAAAGGGGAAAAUCAUUAGAACACGUGACUGUUCAGCUAGAAGAAGGAGCCAGGCCUGAGAUUUACACUGAGGAACACGAGAAGCUUCUCGGGAACACAGAGCGAAGCUGGACGUUCUUCGUGGAUGGUUACGGGAAAGAUGGGAAACGGAUUUAUGACCCUGUUAAUGGAAAGACUUGUCACCAGUGCAGGCAGAAAACGCUUGGGUAUCGUACUCAGUGCAGCCAAUGCAACAUGGUCCAGGGACAGUUCUGUGGAGAUUGUUUGUACAUGAGAUACGGGGAACAUGUCCUGGAAACUUUGGAAAAUCCAGAUUGGAUUUGCCCUGUCUGCCGUGGGAUUUGCAACUGCAGUCUCUGCCGUACUCAUAAAGGUUGGCUCCCAACUGGAGCAAUUUACAGAAGGAUAUCCAAACUCGGGUACAAGUCUGUUGCGCAUUAUCUGAUUCAGACCAAACUGUCGCUGACAAACUCUGAGGAAAAGCCUGAUGACACCCCCAACCAAACUUCUGCAAAGAGAUCUCUUAGCUUUCAAGAAGUAGAAGCAUUGUUCCAAGAGCAUCCCCAUCUGAAGACAGCCGAUGAUGAUCUCCCCAAAAUUCCAAAGAUGCAGGAUCUGGACAAUCAAAACGAUGAUCAUCACAUUGAUGAUAGAUCAUUACAGGAGAAGGGAAAUAACAAAAUGGGAAAUCCUAAUAACGAUGGACAUGUUGACUGUGAAGAGGAUGGUGAUUUCUUUCAGGAAGAGGAAAAUCAUUCGAACAAAAACCUGAAUUCACCCAGGAGGUCACUGAGCUUCAUUCCUUCCGGUGACAAGCAAGCUUCAGAGAAUUUGUCACCAGAAGAGGCAGGGAAGGAGCAGAAAGAAAGCAGCAGAGCAUAUGAAAGCUGUUCAGAAAGGACAUGUAAGAGGAGGAAAGUCUCUCUUGAACCGAACCCAGAUAGUAUUGCUGGAAGACUGAGGCAGAGACGUAGGAGUGGAAGUGGGAUCGCCAUUGAAGAUACUGCUUAGUACAAGGAAAAAACCAGUUCAAGCUCUGUUCCACCGGACAAGUCAGAAGCUUUGGACGGCCAAAGGUUCUUACGAAAGAAUCAGGAUCUUGAACGAAGAUGAAGACAGGAAAAUGUUAAGCUCACUUCUUGGCUUCGUCACUUGGGACAUGUUCCCGGCUUUUCUUUUUGUGUCAAUAUUGAUGAAUGGUUUAGUGGCAUGGUCUGAAAAUAUUCCUUAUUCUGAGGGUGAACUCGCUCCUUUUGAAAUUAUUUUCCAUGGACUUUAUGGCAAUUCGGCAAAAUGAUUUGGUGCACCA
This is a messenger RNA of Tarenaya hassleriana, 1702 nucleotides long. RefSeq lists its product as uncharacterized. The record is from RefSeq and is a predicted model, not a curated record. The transcript has 5 exons. Gene Ontology annotation, cellular component: nucleus. NCBI's taxonomy places the organism in Eukaryota, Viridiplantae, Streptophyta, Magnoliopsida, Brassicales, Cleomaceae. Bases 61 to 1404 code for a protein of 447 amino acids. Gene Ontology annotation, biological process: regulation of DNA-templated transcription.